Molecule: messenger RNA, 696 nt
Organism: Eimeria mitis
Lineage: Eukaryota; Apicomplexa; Conoidasida; Eucoccidiorida; Eimeriidae
Exons: 3
Coding region: 1-696 (231 amino acids)
Source: RefSeq, a predicted model, not a curated record
AUGCAGACGAAGAACUUUGGUUCUUCAGGCCGCAGCAGCAGCAAAACAACAUUACACAGCAGCAACACAAACAGCUGGGGGGCCUCGUCGCAGCUGGGGGGCCCCAGAAGAGGUACUGGGGGGCCCCCAACGGUACCCAUUGUGGCGUCUGCUGCUUCUGUUAGCGCUCACUACACCGCGGGGGGCCCCCCAGGCAGGGGAGAGGUGAAAGCUGUGCAGUUCGUGAGGAGAAUCGAGGUCGUACACACCACCACUGCUGCAGUGCAGCAGCAGCAGCAGCAGCAGCAGCAGCGGUACAGCAGGAGCAGCAGCAGCAGCAGCAACAGCGCUUGCAACAGCAGCACUGGGUCGCUUGCAGCUGCCUAUGGAUUCAAUACAGGCAUCGCCGAGGCCCUUGAAGGAGCAGCAGCAGCAGCAGCAGCGCGAGGGGAGGGGAAGACGAUUCUGCGGCGUUCCACGGGAGCUGCCUAUACACCUGACGGUGCAGCAGCAGCAGCAUCUGAACUGGCGACAUCUUUUCUAAGCCACGACGAAAUAAAAAUAAAAACAAAAAGCAGCAAAAGAAAAGAAAACGCAGCAGCAGCAGCAGCCCGCAGCCGCACUUCUAUGGGUAAGAAGGAGAAGGAGGAGCAAGACCAGCAGCAGCAGCAGCAGCAGCAGCAGCAACAGCAGCAGCAGCAGCAACUCACAGCCUGA